Molecule: messenger RNA, 591 nt
Organism: Rhincodon typus (whale shark)
Lineage: Eukaryota; Metazoa; Chordata; Chondrichthyes; Orectolobiformes; Rhincodontidae
Product: late histone H2A.2.2-like
Exons: 1
Coding region: 1-444 (147 amino acids)
Cellular component (GO): nucleosome
Molecular function (GO): protein heterodimerization activity; DNA binding; structural constituent of chromatin
Source: RefSeq, a predicted model, not a curated record
AUGUGGGCGUAUUGCAUCAUUCUCUGUGAAAGUGGUUGUGAGAUUGUGGCAAUGUCUGGGAGAGGAAAGGGCGUUGGUGGGAAAGCUCGCUCCAAGGCGAAGUCCCGGUCGUCCCGGGCUGGCUUGCAGUUCCCGGUGGGCCGUGUUCACAGGCUCCUGAGAAAGGGUAACUAUGCUGAGCGUGUGGGCGCCGGAGCGCCGGUCUAUCUGGCUGCUGUGCUCGAGUAUCUGACGGCUGAAAUCCUCGAGCUGGCUGGUAACGCGGCCCGGGACAACAAGAAGACCCGCAUCAUCCCGAGGCACCUCCAGCUCGCCGUGCGCAACGACGAGGAGCUCAACAAGCUGCUAGGAGGGGUGACCAUCGCUCAGGGUGGGGUUCUGCCGAAUAUCCAGGCUGUGCUGCUGCCCAAGAAAACCGCCGCAGGGGGCGCCGCUAAAAAGUGAAGAGACCGUUAUUUCAUCUGACAACCCAAAGGCUUUUUUAAGAGCCACCCACCGCGUCUGUGAAAGAAACUAGACACUCACCACUGCCGAGUUAAUUUUAAUUUUCUUUGUAUUACUGAGAGACCGGUAACACAAUAUUCACCCCGC